Messenger RNA from Alosa alosa (allis shad), 8267 nucleotides. RefSeq names its product death-inducer obliterator 1-like. Gene Ontology annotation, cellular component: nucleus. Gene Ontology annotation, biological process: DNA-templated transcription; apoptotic signaling pathway. Bases 230 to 7732 code for a protein of 2500 amino acids. The transcript has 17 exons. The record is from RefSeq and is a predicted model, not a curated record. NCBI's taxonomy places the organism in Eukaryota, Metazoa, Chordata, Actinopteri, Clupeiformes, Clupeidae.
CAGUUCACGCGCUGCGCCAAUCAAUUCUAUCAGAGCCCGUCUACUAGCCAUUACAUGAAGAGAAAAUGGAAGACUGACCAAAUAUCCAGAACGAGAACGUGGUCAACAAUUUUGUGCAGUGAUGUGUUGGUGCACUGCUGUUGUAAACAGAGAGUAAUUCUCAAGACUACAGUGCCAGCGGCCUUACAGAAGCAGACUUUGUGUCUGAGGGCAGUGAGAGACUCCAGCUAUGGAGGACAGCACUGGCCCAGGGCUGCCUCUAUCCUCUGGGCAAGGGGCCACCCAAGAGCCUGCCGAGAGCAGCUCGCAAGUAACCGUUGCCAACAACAAUAAAGACGAGCAGGAAGGCAAGGAGGCACAGGCAGGAGAUAAUGGUGGUGACGAGGAGAAGCUAGACGAGUCACCCGGGAAACCAGCCGAGCCAGUAGCCAGUCCUGCCAGCAACGAAUUCAAGAAGACCUGGGGCUUCAGGCGGACCACCAUCGCCAAGCGCGAGAUGCCGGGCGAAGCAGCAACGUCGCCGGCCGAGGGGCCGGUGAGGCGCAGCGGUCGGCAGGCCAAACGUACCGACAAGUUGGAAGAGUUCCUGCUCACAGCCAAGAGGGGCCGUGGUGGAGCCGGACGACGAAGCGCUCCGGCCAACCUGGACGGCGGCGCCGGUGGGGGCGGCGGCGACCCUCCUUCUCAAACCCCCACGGACGCAGAGACGGCCUCAGAGGCGAGCUUCGACGGAAGCGCCGAGGUGAAAACAUCCGGGAGCAAGACGGCCUCCCCCGAGAGGAAGAGGAAGAGGGCGGUGAGGAGAGGGGGGCGUCGGCGGCAGACGCGAAGCACCAAAGCCAAGCAGGAGGAAGAGGCGGAGGAAGAAGGAGCCAGCGAAGACGAGGCAAGCUCUGAGGAUGAGGCAGCAGACGGCGCACAGGACGCUCCGAAAGUAGAGGAGGAGGAGGAGAAGAAGCCGGAAGUCACCAUUGACGCAGUCGAAGCCGUCGCCCCAUCACAAGACGAGCAGACAGACUUGGAACAGACGGAGGUAAAGAAAGAGGAGGAGAAGACGGAAGACGAGGAAGAGGAGAGCAAGACUAAGCCGGAGGACACGAGCAGUAGCCGCAGGCCCAGUAGGAAUCCAGCCAGAGCAUGUAAGGACUCCACUCCCUCCAAAAGAGAUGCCAAGGCUCGCAAAGGGGACGAUGAUGACGACGAUGAUUCGUCGUCGUCGUCGUCGUCAUCAUCUUCAUCAUCUGAAGAUGGCGGCUCAAACGAUGAGGGAUAUGACCCAAAUGCUCUUUACUGCAUCUGUAGGCAGAAGCACAACAAGAGGUUCAUGAUCUGCUGCGACCGCUGCGAGGAGUGGUUCCACGGCGACUGCGUGGGCAUCACAGAGGCCCGCGGCCGGCUGAUGGAGCGCAACGGGGAGGACUACAUCUGCCCCAACUGCAACGGCAGCAAAGCCCACACCCCACGCUCCUCGGCCGCCCCGUCAUCCGUCUCCACGGAGAACGGUCGCCGGAGCGGCCCGCAGUUCAAGCGUGCCGAGCAGAGCCCGUCCACCCCCAGCAGUCAGAUGGCUGAAGAAAAGGCAGGCGACGACCUGGGAAUCAAAGGCAGAAUAGAGAAGGCCACUAACCCCAGUGGGAAGAAGAAAAUCAAGAUUUUCCAGCCGCAGGCCGUUGAGACGGCGUCCUCGAAUCUCCCAAAAUGCAUCGGGCCGGGCUGUGAGCGGAACGCGCUGCCGGACUCGGUGUACUGUGGGAAUGACUGCAUCCUGAGACACGCGGCAGCCGCCAUGAAGUCCAUCACCGACCCCAAGGAGCCCAAGCAGAAGGAGAAGGCCAAGGGGCAGAAGAAGACGGGCACAAAGCCCAGGCCCAAGAAGACAGAGAAGAAGGCAGGCGGGAAGUCCGCAGACGCAUCAGGUGACGAGCGCGAGGGCGAAGACGCCGGCAGCGACAGUGACGCAGCCAGCGGCGGUGACGACGAAGAAGACUCAAACGCUGAGGAGCACCCACCACCAUCCGCCAUGUCGUCCUGGUCCAGCGAUCAUAAUUACAAUGCCGUAACGCCAGAAAAGACUGCACCCGUUGCACCAUCUGUGUUAAACAAAUCGUCUGCAGGAAAGGAGGAGAAGGCGAGUGAAGAGGAGCAGAGUGACAAGGAGCCUGUCCCCGCUGAGAAGAAGCCUGCCCCACCCUCCGUGUCCCCCAAAGGACAGAAGAAGUCCCCCGGCGCUAAAGGCACCAAGCCUGGCCCCAAAGGCAAAGCAUCAGCCCCUCCACCCAGCGCGGUCAAAGAGGCCAAAAAACAACCUCCGACCCCAAUCAAGCCCUCUAAGUCCAAAAAGCCGGGUCUGCCACCCCCAGCUGUGCCCACCCUUGCCCCUUCUGGCCCGCCUGGCUCCCGCCAUCACGUCACCGGGGCUCUGCGCGUGGCCAAGAGCACUUUUGUCAUCCCCAAGAAGCAGCCUCAACAGCAGGGCCAGCAAAAGGAAGGUUCCAGUUCUGGUUCCGGGUCCACAUCGUCUUCCGCCUCCAAGAACCCCCCAACAUCAUCCACCUCUGCGCCCCCUAGCCAGCUUCCUGCAUCCAAGACGUCCCAUCCACCCACCUCGGCAGCUCCGCCCCCACCGCCCCCUAACAACCAGAUGAGGCAGAACAUCAGGCGCUCCCUCACAGAUAUCCUCUACAAAAGGGUAAGUGACAGUGAUGACUUGUCCAUGUCGGAGAGUGAGGUGGGGAAACUAGCCGUCUCCAUUGAGAAGGAGAUGUUCAACCUCUACAUGAAUACUGACAGCAGAUACAAGAACAAGUACAGAUCACUCAUGUUCAACCUGAAGGACCCAAAGAACAAGGGACUGUUCUAUCGGGUGAUUGGUAAUGAGGUUAGUCCCUUCAGGCUGGUGAGACUGACACCAGAGGAGCUGCUCUCCAAAGAGACCUCUGGCUGGAGAAAAGCAGAAAACACUGAGGAGGGUGGGAGGAGUCACACGGGGUCGACCAAGCCAGGUCACAAACAGGACACAGCGCCACCUGAUGUUGAUAUGGAGGAGGCGCCACCCACGUCAGAAGGAGAUGUAUGUAUUCCUGCCAGCUCUGCGACAGCUCGCAUGGCUUCAGGGGCAGAACAGGAAGAGAGUCAUCCUCCUCCUGCCUCGACCCCAGGUUCCUCUUCUGCAGGGAAGGCCAGCAGUGUGAUGCCCGACAUCUUCAGCAAAAUGCUCAAGGACACCACAGCCGAACACAGGGCUCACCUAUUCGACCUCAACUGCAAGAUUUGCACUGGUCAGAAAUCGGCAGAUGAUGAACCCACUUCCAAGAAGCCCAAGAUGUCUAUCCCCAAGAAGCCAGAGCCAGUCAAGGCCAAACCAGACCCACGCACCUCCAGACUAUCCUCCUCAGAGGGCACAUUCACCCACCAGGCUGGCAGCGAGGUGCCUGUCACCGAUUACCCGAUGCCCAUGGAGGAUGUCAGCACCAGUAUGCCACUUGUUGCCCCAAUGCCAGUGGUCACCCCGGCCGUCUCGUCCGUAACGAUUACCCGCAGGGACCCACGCAUGGCGAGCCAUCGCUCUGGCAUCACUGUGACGCAGCCCAUGCUAGAGGUGGUUAUGCCCGCUCCUGUGGCUGAGCCGGUAAUACCAGCAACUCCAGAAGUCAAGGGGCCUCUUCCAAUGCCACCGGCACCCCCACCAUCAAUCCCCAGAUCGAUGCCCAAAGCGGCAGCUCCAAGUGCCGACACCCACCCCCCUCCGGAAGGUGAAACAGCACUCUUCCUGUCUGGACAGGAAAUGAUGUGGAAAGGGUUCAUCAACAUGCACACAGUGGCUAAGUUUGUCACCAAGGCAUACCUGGUCUCAGGCUCAUUUGAGCAUCUCAAGGAGGAUUUGCCAGACACCAUCCAUAUUGGAGGCAGAAUCUCCCCACAUACAGUUUGGGACUAUGUGGGCAAACUGAAGACCUCCCUCUCAAAGGAGCUGUGUCUUAUCCGCUUCCAUCCCGCCACGGAAGAGGAAGAGGUGGCGUACGUGUCUCUCUUUUCUUAUUUCAGCAGCCGCAAGCGCUUUGGCGUGGUCGCAAACAACAACCGGCGCAUCAAAGACCUCUACCUCAUCCCGCUGAGUUCAAAGGACCCCCUGCCUUCCAAACUGUUACCCUUCGAUGGGCCAGGACUGGAGCCAGCUCGACCCAACCUUUUGCUAGGCCUUGUGAUUUGCCAGAAGGACAAGAAGAGAGCUGGUGCGCCUCUGGAAGGGGAGGAGAAGCGCUCCAAAACAACCAGAGACCCUGAUGACACUGGCCUGCCUAAGCUUUUGACCAAGGCUGAUGUGAAACAGGACAAAGCCUCCCGGCACAGCCUGGACGCCAUGAUCAGUACCACUCCCCCUGGCACUCCACCCCCAUUGAGCAGCUCUGAGAUGGCUGCCACCAAUGUCCUCUCUCUCCUCUCCUCAGUCAAAGCAGGAACCUCCAGCAGUGCUGCUGCUUCUACCACUACAGGCACAGACUCCCCAUCUGUGCCCGGUUCCUCUGCCACACCUCUUCAGACCAUCCUGAAAACAUUGUUUGGCAAGAAGAAGCAGGAUUCAGAGGCCUCCAUGUCUCCAUCAGACCCACAUUCGACUGAAGUCACCAUGUCCGCAGUGCCCCUGUUAGACCCAAUAGUCCAACAGUUUGGCCAGAAGAAAGAGAAUGCUGACGAGUAUGAAGAUGACCGGCCUUAUGACCCUGAAGAGGAGUAUGACCCCAGUAUGGGCUACACAGCUGAGAAAGUUCUUUCAACUGUUAAACACCAAGAGGUAGCAAAGCCUGCAGAAACUACUGGUAACUCAGAAGUGGAUGAUGUGGCCUACGACCCUGAGGACGACUCCAUUUUUGAUGAGGUGCGUGUUGAAGGCGGAGGCAAUACCACAGGAAUUCUGGACAGUCUCAAUAAACAGAUUGAAGAUCAAAAGCGUCAGUUGGAGGAGCAGGAGGCAUUGCUCACCUCUGUUCCAGGCUCACUGAUUUCCCAACCUACAAAAUCAUUACUGUCCAGCAGCCAGUUGCUCCAGCUUGGUAAAAAGGUGGAGGAGCUAGUAGGAAAGCCGUCAACUGUUCCUGUUAUCAACCAAAGACGAGACCCUAGGCAGAGCAGGGACCCCAGGCAAGCGGCAGCAGGUCGAAGGUCAACCACUGAAUCUGUUGACAAAGAGGAGUCACCCCCUCAGGCAUCUGCUCCUGUCCCUAUUGCCGAGGCAACACCUCCACAGAUUUCUCCACAAGAAACAGAUACUGCACAGACACCACUAGAGGAAGUCAAGAGUGAAUCACUACCUUUCCUUGAAACUGACAGUACAGAGAUAUCGAUUCCCUUACUGGGUGAGAAGAUAGAACCCGAAAUGGUGGAAGAUUACAUGCCUGCAGAGUCAGCUGUGAUAUCCAGUGAGGUCAUUACCUCCGCGACUGACCCAGAGAACAGCAACAGCUUUAGCCUUUGGCCAAACUCUGCAAGCAUUUUGAAGGAGGUUAACGCAAGUCUAGAAAAAAUAGCUGAAGUUACCUCUACUCAGUCACCACCCUUAGUGUCUUCUGAGAGCAACCCUGUGCAGUCAAUUACCAGCCUGGCUAAUUUCUCACAGGAUAUGAAUCAAGGCAGCUCAUCCAGUAUGGACACUCAUACACCACAUAUGUCCCACUUGCCAAUACCCAGCACCCAAGCCGACUACAACAGAGGCCCGCAGGAUGUUCCACCACCCAUGUCCUUCCAACCUCCAGUUGGGCCCCCUCCAAUUCGUGGCAUGCCACCAAUGCAGGGGCCGCCACCUAUUCAAGUACCCCUACCCAUGCAUGUUCCCCCAGCAAUGCAGGGCCCUCCAUCAAUGCAAGGCCCACAUCCCACAAUGGGUGGUCCACCUCCAAUGCAGGUGCCCCCACCCAUGCAAGGUCCUCCCCCUGUGCAGGGUGAUGGAUAUCCACCUUUCUCCAACCAGUGGGGAGGUUCCCAACAGCAAUUUGAUGGCCCAAGAGGUCCUCCACCACAAGCUAUGAUGGCUCCAAGAGGUCCCCCACCUCCAUUCCCACCUCCUGUAGGCCCAAGAGGUCCCCCUCACCAGAUGUUUGAUAGCAAUAUACCUCCACAUCACAUGGGGCCUAGAGGGCCACCCCCUGGUCAGUUUAUGGAAGGGCAUGCCCCUCCUCCUCCCUAUGAUGGACAGAACGGCAUGAUGCCACCCAGGUUCGGUGGUCCCCCUCCACCUCCGUUCAACUUCUCCGGACCCAGAGGGCCUCCGCUGCCCUUCUCUGGCCCUCCACCAGGUCACUUUGAGAACCGAGCACCACCUCCAGCCCACUUCAGUGGACCACGAGGCCCACCACCCCCUCACCACAUUGGCGGUGACCACAGCUCCUCUAACUCCAUGAGGGAUAUGCCGAGAGCCCCAGGCGACCAGUAUGACAAUGACGGUGGGGGGUCCUACCAGUCGGGUAUGGACCAACAUCAAGGCCAACCACCCCCAUACCGAGAAAACCAAGCUCCUUCUCAAGGCCCUCCUUACAGAGGACCCCCACCUAAUGCGUACGAUGGACGCAGAGGUCCUCCUCCUGCUGGGGAGGGGCCAGGCCAACGAUUCCCCCCUCCAGGUCAGUUCCGGGGCUCCCGAGCCCCCUCGCCACCCCGAAGGGGAUCUUUUGAAGACCAAAGGGGCCCUCCUCAAGACUUCCCAGGCCACAGGGGUCCAGCGCCACAGUUUGGUGGGCCUAGAGGUGCAAGCCCAGCCAUGCACUUUCCAGAGAGCGGUUCAGGAGGUCCGCCAAGGUAUCACUUUGACAACAGCUCCAGCGACAUAAGACCAGUCAGACACACAGGACCUCUGCUGCCUACUCCUCCCGAGGGUCCUAUUCCAUUACCGGGUCGCAUGGGAGGGCAUAGCCCAGAGCCCCACCGGGAUGACCACUGGCGCAGGCACUCACCAGAACUCAGGAGAAGGAGCAGUUCCACCCGGGAUGACUCCGAGCCACGAGAGAGGCCCAGCAGAGAGCCCAGGUUUGAAGGUGGCCACCGUGACCGGCUAUCUGAAGAGAGGCAGCGGGAUCUCUCUGAAGACCGCAGGAGGGAGCGGGAGAGGGAGGGUCCCCACGCAGGCAGGCAGUGGGACAGGGGCCAAGGCCCCAAGCGCUGGAGCCGAGAGCGUGAGUGGGAUCGCGGGAGAGAGAGAGAGCGGGAGGGGGACCGGAGCAGGGAGAGAGGAAGGGAAGGAGAGAGGCACAAGGAACCGGAAAGAGAUGCAGACAAGAGGAGAGAGCAUGACAAGGAGAGAGAAAGAGAGCGGGAGCGUGAAAGGGGCCGAGAGAGAGGCAGAGAGAGAGAGCCUGAACGCAGGGAUCAUGACCGAGACCGAGAGCCUGAACGCAGGGAUCACGAGCGAGAGCCUGAACGCAGGGAUCACGACCGAGACCGGGCCAAAAACAGAGACCGGGACCGAGAUAGGGACCGUGAGCGUGACCGCGAACGGGACAGACGGCGAGAGAGGUCACGGAGCAGAGAGAGAGAUCGGGGGAAGGACCGUGACCGAGGAAGAGAGCGUGAACGAGACCGUGAUCGGGACAGAGAGAGAGACAGGGACAAAGACAGAGAAAGACGAGAGAGAAGCAAAAGCAAAGAGCGUAGAAACGACAAGAAAGAAGUCAGAUCUGAAGCUUCAAAGGACACUGAAAAGUCUGCCGAGCCUGAGACUGUUUCUGAUAAAGGCUCAUCCUGAUUGUCUUGUUUAUCUUUAUACUGGAUCCUUGUUUGCUCUGUCUCAUUGACACAUUUCUAAUUUCAGAACACAUAAGUGGACUGCGUAGUUCCUUUUGUGACAUGAAACGGUUACUCUUGUUGCUCUUUUGUAUUUACUUUUGCCCCCUCGCUUAUGUUUUAUGCUUUUAUCUCUUUCUAAGUCAUCUUGUCAUCCAAGUCCUGGUGCUCUGUAAGGAUACCAUGUUGUACUUUACUGCUGUUCGGUAACCCUUUUAAAAUCAAUAUGAAAUCACUCAACAUGAUAAAUCUGGUGUAAAUAUGUAUGUAUAUGUAUAUACAGCUGUUUUUAAUUCUCAUUUUUUUCUAUAUAGAGAAAGAAGCCAUAUAGCAUUUAUGGGUUAUACACAAGAUGGAUGUAGUUGCCCUCAUCAAAGGUCAUUUGUAUGCUUGUCUUUCUGCAUUUAAACUCUGAAUGGAUGCAUCAUUACAAUACUGUCAAUUAAUUCUACACUUUGUUCACAGCUGGGCAAUUAAAACAUACUUUAAGACUUGCA